Helianthus annuus (common sunflower) is the source of this 1928-nucleotide messenger RNA. RefSeq names its product fasciclin-like arabinogalactan protein 15. The coding region runs from base 173 to 1582 and encodes 469 amino acids. The record is from RefSeq and is a predicted model, not a curated record. NCBI's taxonomy places the organism in Eukaryota, Viridiplantae, Streptophyta, Magnoliopsida, Asterales, Asteraceae. The transcript is spliced from 3 exons.
CCUUGUACCACCUGUCCUGUCUCCCCCUCUAAAUCAAAACCCAUCUCCCCUUUCCUUCCCAAAUCUCAAUUCCAGUGAGAGAUAGAAACCCAUUUCAACCAUCAUUACAUUCAAAAUUUUCAUCUAGCUUUGAUUCUUCUUGUUAAGAUCUUCUUCAUUUUAUAUUAGCAUCAUGAGUAGUUCUCUGAACUAUGAUGCACUAAAUUUCAAACUCAUAUUCUUCACCAUCCUCCUUAUCAACGCAACCGCAUUGACUAACCAAAACCAAAAUCCUAAAUCCAACUCAACUCAGACUCAGAUCAACUCCAACUCGGUCCUCGUCGCCCUUCUUGACUCACACUACACCGAGUUAUCCGAACUCGUUGAAAAAGCUCUUCUUCUACAAACCCUAGAGCAAGCAGUUUCACAACACAACAUUACCAUCUUUGCUCCCAACAAUGAAGCUCUCGAACGCCACAUGGAUCCAGAAUUCAAACGGUUUUUACUCGAACCGGGAAAUCUCAAAUCACUACAAAAAUUAUUGCUUUUCCACAUCAUUCCGACCCGGGUCGGGUCGGAACAAUGGCCGGGUCAGGAUACUGGAUCAGUAGCAGUAGCUCAUCAUAAAACGCUCUGUGUGGAAGAAUCCGAAAAUCGUUUACCGUUGACCCGUGGAAAUUCCGGGGAGAAAAUAGUGGGUGGGCUAGCGAAAGUUACUCGACCCGACGACGUGACCCGACCCGACGGGUUGAUCCAUGGGAUUGAGAGACUGUUGGUACCUAGAUCUGUGCAAGAAGAGUUUAACCGGAGAAGAAGUUUGACUUCAAUUUCAGCGGUUUUACCCGAAGGAGCUCCGGUAGUGGAUCCGAGAACACACCGGUUAAAAAAACCCGCUCCAGUUCCAGCUGGAGCUCCACCGGUUCUACCAAUAUACGACGCAAUGGCACCGGGUCCAUCACUAGCUCCGGCUCCAGCACCCGGACCCGGUGGGCCACGUCAUCACUUUGACGGUGAGAGUCAGGUGAAAGAUUUUAUUCAAACGCUGUUACAUUACGGUGGGUAUAAUGAAUUGGCGGAUAUUUUGGUGAACUUAACGUCGUUAGCGACGGAAAUGGGGAGAUUGGUGUCUGAGGGUUAUGUUUUAACGGUGUUGGCUCCGAAUGAUGAAGCAAUGGCGAAACUUACUACUGAUCAGUUGAGUGAUCCGGGUGCACCGGAACAGAUAAUGUAUUAUCAUUUGAUUCCGGAGUAUCAGACGGAAGAGAGUAUGUAUAAUUCGGUUAGAAGGUUCGGGAAGGUUCAGUAUGAUACUUUGAGAUUGCCGCAUAAGGUGGUGGCGGAGGAGGCUGAUGGGUCGGUUAAGUUCGGGUCGGGUGAGGGUUCGGCGUAUUUGUUUGAUCCGGAUAUUUACACCGAUGGGCGGAUAUCGGUGCAGGGGAUUGAUGGUGUUUUGUUUCCGGUGGAGGAGACGAAGGAGAAACCGGCUAGUAAGGUUUCUCCGGCGACGGCGACUAAGGUCGUUGCAAACCAAAGAAGAGGGAAAUUAUUGGAAGUAGCAUGUUCGAUGGCUGGCGUAUUCGGACAUUUUACAAGUUGUAAUUGAUGUAUACAUACAUAUAUAUUAUGCAAAAAAGUUGAAUAUGUUAGGAAAACUGUGUGGAAAAUAGGACAUAAAUGGGAAACGAAUGGUGCAGUUUGGCAUGGAAGGAAGUUUUCCCCAGAGAAUCAGAUCCCCUCACAUGAGAACAAAACAAUCUCUCUUUUUUUAUUAUUUUUUAUAAUAAUUUUCAAUAUUUUAUUUCUUCAUGAUGCUGUAUAAAUACUGUAAUUAGUAAAAAGAAAGUGAUUUUUUAUGUACGUAUGUUUGAUUUUUGCGAAAAUUGUAUUUGCCCAAAUCUGCAAAAUCUUGGGGCACAAUUCUUUUCCACAAGGAAGAUUGAUUUUGAUUC